Sesamum indicum (sesame) is the source of this 1033-nucleotide messenger RNA. It is a transcript of the gene RAD52-1, whose product is annotated as cobalt ion binding protein. Gene Ontology annotation, biological process: double-strand break repair via homologous recombination. The record is from RefSeq and is a predicted model, not a curated record. Gene Ontology annotation, molecular function: DNA binding. Lineage: Eukaryota; Viridiplantae; Streptophyta; Magnoliopsida; Lamiales; Pedaliaceae.
CGAGGGGGCAAACUGAAAGAAUAUGAAAGUCAGUCGCCACCCCGUCCCCCAAGCAAAGUGGUUUUUGGUUUUAAGGGUAAACCUUUAGGCGGAGUAGAGCAGAGAUGGCAGGCGGUACUUCCUUAUCAAAAUUUGCUAAAAGUUAUUGUUUGCGGUUGCACCGUAGUCAUUUCUCUGCCAAACCCUUCUCCUCUUCUUCUUCUUCUUCUUCCUCCUCCUCUCCUCGUAACACCAGUAACAGUACUAAACUGCAGCAAGAAACAAAUCUUGGACUUGAAGAUGACGUCCCCGUCUCGGGAAUAAGCAGACCUCUUUCCCACAUUCUCAAAGAAUUGAACAAGAAAGUGCCGGAAUCCCUCCUCAGGCUCCGCACGGAACCUACUGGCGUCUCCGUCAAAUACAUCCCCUGUGUGGGAAAGGGCAAUGUCAUGCUACUAUCAACUUCUAUUCUUUGCAGGCACAUAGUUAAUCGGAUAAUGAACCUACAUGCACCAGAAUGGUCUGGUGAAGUCCGCAGCAUAACUUAUUCAGCUGAUGGGAAAUCUGUAUCUGUUGUUUAUCGUGUAACACUUUAUGGGACUGAUGCAGAGAUCUUUCGGGAAUCAACAGGGACUGCUUCAAUUAGUGAGCCAGGGUACGGGGAUCCUGUGCAGAAGGCAGAAGCAAUGGCAUUUCGUCGAGCUUGUGCUCGCUUCGGGCUUGGACUGCAUCUUUAUCAUGAAGACGUGGAAUAGUGCAGUUGUAAGCUGGCGCUGUGGCAAUUCUGCUUGGGAUGUUGUAUGUUUCUCGAGAGUUGAGGUCCCUUUUUCCAUGAGGGCAAUAGGGUCAGAGUGAUUGAACCAGAUGAAGUGUGUAAUGAGUUUGGGUUGGUAUAAUUAAUUCAGAGUUUAAAGCUUUUGAAGUUAGAGAAUUGUAAGAUAGCGGGCUGGCUCAUAUGGAGUUGAAUUGGUUAAAAGUUUAAUAUUUGGUAGCAAAUGCAUGUGUUGACAAGAAAAGUGAACGAGUAUAGAUUAUGAGAAAUCUUGAAAACUAA